CGUCGGUCACCUCCUUCGUUAUUGCUGCGCGGCGUUUCAUUGCACAGUUGCGCAUUGCUUACCUGGUCGCGCGCGGAGUCAGGGAUACGGAUUGUUCAUUUAAAAUUCAGGUAUUGAUUAGUUAGUUGUCUCUCUUCGAAGUAUGUUGUCAUGGCGUUGCAUAUGAAACAUGAGGAAACAAAGAAUUGCAAUUCUAAUGAGGAAAAUUUUCUAGGAAAUAUUCAGAGUCCUAUACAAGGUCUAAGAGUGGCAAUUGGAGGACUAGAAAUUAUAUCAUGCCUAAUUGAGAAAAUAAAUAGAGUCCGAGAUUAUGCUAUUGGAAAUGGAACGCACGGAAUAACAAAACACAAAAACAGCAUAAACUUUUCUAUUUUGGAUAAUGCAUUGAACGUAUUCACCGACCUGAAGACUAAAAUUGCUGAAAUAGUCUUACCACCAUACAAUGAAAACAAAGUUAAAAUUAAUGUUGAAAACAAACAAACUGUCGAUGAUAACGUUCUCUUUACGUCUUUCGAAACAAACAAACGAUUACAUGAAGAAAACAAUAAUGUUGUUCAUCGUUAUCCGAAGAACGCAAGGCUUUGGCGAAGCCAUAGUCAAGGCUGCAUUAAGACAUGCAAUCACGAUCACCAUGCUCAUAUUUCAAGCUGGAAACAUGCAAUGAAAGUACAUCGGUCUCAUGUUCCAGAAGUUAUUCAAGAACCUUAUAUCGAAUAUGGAUAUCUUUUACCAUUCAUGCCAUGGAGUUACUACUUGAGAGGGCUUUACACUCCUUCCUAUGAGUUUAUGAAUGUGUGGACGCACCUUAUACCUUCAAUAUACUUUUUCUAUCUACUUUUUGCCUUUUCUCAGGAAAUCAACAUCAUUCAUGCUUGGCCAUUAUUUCUUGUUCUAACGGCCGGUACAAUGCUAUGUUUCUUCAGUGCCUCGGCCCAUUUAUUUCACUCCAAAUCAAGUCUUCACCAUAGUUGUUGGUUUGUUGCUGAUUAUUUUGGAAUCUCACUAUUUGCAUUCGCUUCACUUUCGACUAAUUUCUAUAGUGGAGCACAUCUCGAUUAUUUUAAAAUAUUUUCAAGUCACUAUCUCAAAAUUUCCACUUUGAUUGUGACCGUCGGUUAUACUUGCCUUUGUCUGACUCAAACUGGAGGGAAAUGGGUUUCUUUAAAGUUAAGUCGUCAAUUAAAAGUUUUUGUUAAUGGAUUUGGCUAUGCUUUUGGGGCUAUACCAUUAUAUUUAAGAAUGUACGAAAAUUUCUCCACCGGUAAAUUCGAAGAAUCUUUAUGGUGGCAUGGUAUUGCAUUACCUUCUAUGUUUCUUGCACCGGCCGUAUAUGGGCUGGAUUUCCCACAACGAUUUUUUCCGGGAAAAUUUGAUGUAUUCGGGCAUUCUCAUAUGUGGUUUCACAUUUUAACUGCAUUUGCUGCCUAUUGUGAAGUUUGGGGAGUGUAUUAUGAUGUCACAGAAGGGCCAUGGAGUGUCUUGCAACAACAGGAAGAAUAUCCAACACUAUUCGAAAUAUGUGUUUAUUAUAUUAUCAUUGUAAUGUAUGGAUACAUUGUUGGAAAAGUCAUCCAUUCUUCUGUUAAAGAUGAUCAUGUACAUGAGGAACCUUUAUUACAAGGUAAACACCUUUGUUCGUGUGGGCUUCCUGAAACAGCGAGAAUUAAUCAUCGAGCUCAUAGAAUAUCAAGAAUAAAGUCUGAAUCAAAUAUCUAUCUUCAAGAAAUAUCAGAAGAGGAAGGAGACUAGUUAAUAUAAUUGCACAAGAGAGUUUUUGUUUGUGAAACUUGAUUGAAAUGUUUUUUUUUUUAUGAUGAUUUGGUAUAAGUUGUAUAGUUAGUGUGUAAAGCUUUUAAAUUUUCCCUGUUUUUGUUUUAAAAAUAAUGCAUUUUCUGUUUUGCAAUAUUUUAUAUGUUUUGGUCAUUCUUACAAAAAUUUCAAAAAUAUGGAUGUACUCUAUCCAGUUCUUUCUUAACUGAAGGAGAUAAUAAUAAUAGUACUGUAUCAAAAAGAGUUGCCCAUAAUCUCAAUCUUCAAUUCUUUUGAAUUUGUUUUUCAAAUUCCAUCUUGAGUUUAGAAUAUAGUAAACUUUAACAUUGUUCUACCAAUCUCCCACAUGAAAGUACAUUUUAUUCGAAAAUCUUUAUAAAAAUUCAUGAAAUGUGAAUAUUCUAAUAAUUUGAGUUUUUGAUCAUAUUAGAUUCUUCAGUCACCUAAUAUACCUCAUGGCCGUGUUGUCACAGUGCUAAAUUUUAUUACACUUAUAAUUUGAGUAUAAAUCAGAUAAAAAAGAUCUUGUGGAUGCAAACGUGCAUCAAAAUAUCUUCUAAAAAAGUAUUUAGAUAUUUUUUUUGCAUUUGCAAUGUAUAUAUGUUAUUUCCUUCUUCACAAAUUUCUAUUUGCUUUUAUGAUACUAAUGAUAUUUUAAAUUUUUUUUCAUCUUUUUUUUCUAGUUUUUUCACCAGCUUUUGAUGUCUUAUGUUGUCAGGCACUUGAUAAAUACUACUAUUGUUUCUUAUUGUCUGGUUAGUUUGCACAGGUCUUUGUGCUCCUUUAUUAUCAUAUUAAUUUAAAAAUAAAUAAAAGGUAUUUUAUUAUAUUUCUGAAAUGGGGCAAUUUUCCCUUAAUUUGGUUAGAUAACAAUAUUUUUUUUUUUUAAAUAUACUUGAUCAAAAAUGGAUAUAAAUCAUGAAAGAAACAGAAAACUCACAACUCACAGAAAACUGCCAAAUGUUAUGUGUCAGGAUUGUUCUACAAAUUUUAUAAAAAAUAAU
This is a messenger RNA of Styela clava, 2774 nucleotides long. RefSeq names its product membrane progestin receptor beta-like. Gene Ontology annotation, molecular function: nuclear steroid receptor activity; steroid binding. Gene Ontology annotation, cellular component: plasma membrane. Lineage: Eukaryota; Metazoa; Chordata; Ascidiacea; Stolidobranchia; Styelidae. The record is from RefSeq and is a predicted model, not a curated record. Gene Ontology annotation, biological process: response to steroid hormone.